AUGGUGAGAAUUGAAGACAACGCCGAUCUAGUUCCGGUUGAGGAAUCUCCUGUUCUCCGCGAAAAAGGCCUGACGACCAAUACGAUUCUCGAUUCUGAUGGCAAGCCUAUAAAAGCAGGUGAAUGGGUCAAGCAGAGAGUUAUUAAGAAUCUUGGAACAUCUACAGCCGAGGAAGGUGAUAAUGAAGUUGACACUGUCGAGAUUGUCAAGGGUGUUUCUGUCAAAUAUUUUGAUUAG
Molecule: messenger RNA, 237 nt
Organism: Penicillium taxi
Lineage: Eukaryota; Fungi; Ascomycota; Eurotiomycetes; Eurotiales; Aspergillaceae
Exons: 1
Coding region: 1-237 (78 amino acids)
Source: RefSeq, a predicted model, not a curated record